Microplitis demolitor is the source of this 3655-nucleotide messenger RNA. Its product is annotated as ATP-dependent DNA helicase PIF1. Gene Ontology annotation, biological process: telomere maintenance; DNA repair. The record is from RefSeq and is a predicted model, not a curated record. The transcript is spliced from 6 exons. The coding region runs from base 1357 to 2748 and encodes 463 amino acids. Lineage: Eukaryota; Metazoa; Arthropoda; Insecta; Hymenoptera; Braconidae. Gene Ontology annotation, molecular function: DNA helicase activity.
UGCUCUUUCGAAAUAUACAAUUGCUCUACUUCUAUAAUUAAUAAUUAAUUAAUUAAUCGUAAUUAAAAAAUCAAAAUAAAAUUUCCAAUUAUCUCUUAUUGUAAAGACUUAUUUGGACCGUAAUUGCUGCCAAAAAAUUGCUCCUCCUUUUAUCUAUAAGAAUUGAUAAUUGUUUUGUUCAUAAAACCGUUUUUAAUUAAUUAAUAAUAUAAAUAAUUAUUUUGCACCUUUAAACCUGUGAAUGACUAUUGUGACGUCAUCGUCGCGACAAUUUGAUUGUCGUUUUUAUGAGGACGAGACAUAGUGGGAUAUUAGGUUACAUGCGUAUGUGACUUUGUAAACAAACAUUUUAUUGUUAUAUUCUAUUUAGGCUCGGUGUAUAAUUAUAAAAAAAUAAUAAUUUUAAUGAUCCUGAAAUCAAACAGUGUUCUAUUUCGUAAAGUUAUCUAUUAGUAAUAGAGAAAAGCUGUUUUUUUUGUCAUAUUCAACAUUCACUCAAAAAAGGAUUACUUCUAUAUAAAAGGGAUGCUAACUGAGCCAAUAAUUUUAUGAUCACGUUUUUCUUUAUAUAAGAGUAUUAAUAAAUAGAUGUAAUUAAAUUACCAAAGCAAUUGUAUUCUAACUUAACUAUACAAAUAGUUAUUGCGAAUUUAAAAAAUCAAUAUUAAUUGUGGAUUUGCUCCAAGUACUUAUAAAAAUAAAAAAAUUUUUAUCAAUCGGUUAAUUGAAUCAUAUGGAAGACGUGACAGUAACUCCAGCAUCUGAAAAUACUGUUAAUCAAGAUGAACUUAACCAUCAACAGCACCGGAACAUUGACGGCAAGGUAUCGGAAUCAAUACUUCGUAUUGGCAAAAAAAAAAUCAGUCAAUUAUCUUGGACGCAAGUAUGCAGAAGACCAAGUGUAUUUUUCGAAAGCUAAAGUCUUGGGGGAAAUAUACUCGUUUAUAAGAGUUGCUAUCAAAACCAGACCUGAUUAUAACGGCGAUUCUGAAAUCUCGCUAUGCAAUUCAGUAAGAGUACAUCUGUGUUUAAUAAAUUCGGUUCUACGGAUAAAAAAGUGUAAGGCAUAGUCAUAACAUUUUCCUAUAUCGGACCACAGACAAGCAAUAAAUAAUUGCUAUUAUAUUGUAUUCAAUGAAGUAAUCAUCCAGUCCCACCAUCUUAGCUCUAGCGUGUCACAACAUUUUAGAAAGAAACUUUUGCAGCGUUAACUUGGUGCUCCUUUAUUAUUUCGGUUAACACUAGUUAACUAAAAUCUAAAAGUAAAUUAUUCAAAUUUAUCUUAAAUUUAAGAAAUAAUGGAGAAAUGUAUAUAAAGUGAAUUUCAAUAAUUGUCAUUUGAUACUGUGAUUGACAAUGGAAGUCCUAGAUUCAAGACUUACUCACGACAAUGUGCCACUCUGUAUUAAUGAUUCCAUCAAAAAGUUUUCAGCUGGACAAGGUGGGUUCUUCUUUUUGGAUGCACCGGGUGGAACUGGCAAAACAUUCGUUAUUUCGCUAAUUCUUGCUGAAAUACGAUCAAAUAAUGGCAUCGCAUUGGCCGUUGCAUCAUCGGGCAUUGCAGCAACUUUAUUGGAUGGAGGUAGAACAGCUCAUUCAGUAUUUAAGCUGCCACUAAAUAUUCAGAAUAACCCUGACGCAGUAUGCAACAUUAAGAAACAAUCGUCCAUGGCCACUGUGCUGAAACGGUGUAAAAUUAUUAUUUGGGAUGAAUGUACUAUGGCACACAAAUAUUCACUUGAGGCGUUGAACAGGACAUUGAAAGAUAUUAAAAACAGUGACAAACUAUUUGGCGGAACUCUGUUGGUCCUUUCAGGUGAUUUCAGACAAACACUUCCAGUCAUUCCACGUUCAACAUACGCUGAUGAGAUCAACGCUUGCUUAAAAUCAUCUCCAUUGUGGCGUAAUGUUGAAAAAUUACAGCUAAAAAUAAAUAUGCGCGUUCAAAUGCUUCAAGAUCCAUCCGCUGAAACAUUUUCAAAACAACUCUUAGAUAUCGGUGAUGGAAAAGUUGCUAUAGAUGAAACUGGAUACGUAAAAUUACCGACCGAUUUCUGCACAAUCGCUGAUUCGCAAGAUACUCUCAUUGAACAAAUAUUUCCCGAUGUACACACACGGUACAUAAAUCAUGAGUGGCUUGCAGAAAGAGUGAUUUUAGCGGCAAAAAAUGUAGACGUUGACAAUUUAAAUCUGAAGAUACAAAUGUUGUUGCCAGGGAACUUGGUAUCAUAUAAAUCUAUUGAUACAGUUUGCGACGACAGCGAAGCAGUAAAUUUUCCCAUAGAGUUUUUGAACUCACUGGAUUUGCCAGGCAUGCCACCGCAUAAUUUACAAUUAAAGGUUGGAUCUCCAAUUAUCUUGCUUCGUAAUUUGAACCCGCCUCGGCUGUGCAACGGUACGCGAUUAGUCAUUCAAAAAUUAAUGAAAAAUGUGAUCGAAGCCAGAAUUUUAAAUGGCAAGUUCAGAGGUGAAAAUGUACUCAUACCACGGAUUCCUAUUAUACCUACAGAUGUGCCAAUUCAAUUCAAACGUAUUCAGUUUCCGAUUAGAUUGGCAUUUGCAAUGACUAUCAACAAAUCCCAAGGUCAAACGAUGUCUGUUUGUGGAUUAGAUUUGAGAACACCAUGUUUUUCACACGGACAAUUAUACGUGGCAUGCUCUCGAGUGGGUAAACCAUCCAGUUUGUUUGUGUUAGCUAGAGAUGGACUAACAAAAAAUAUUGUUCACGCUAUAGCAUUAAGAGAUUGAUAUUGUUUAAUAGUGUUACUGUCGUAAUUGUUUAAUUAAUGUCACAUUGAGGCAGAUACCGGGGGACACAAAAUCCUUUGUGAAAGCGAGAUACAUCUUUAGAAUUUCUAUGAUUCGCGCUGAUCUAUGCUAAACGAGUUGAUCUAUUGAUUGCCAUUGUAUCUAUGGAUAAUCAGAUGAUCUACUCUAAUAAUAAUGACGUCAAUGAUACCAUCGAUGUCUGUCCACAAAUUACUUCUGUCAACGAUACAUUCUGCCUAGUCCAGGAGAGUUCAAUUGGAACGAUAUGACCCAAGUAAUAAUACUGGGUUUGUUUUCUUUUGGCUAUGUAAUCGGAAAUGUUCUGGAUAGAUGAAUGGAUGAAAAAAUCCACGGUAACUUAGUUUACGGUUUCGGCAUAUUUUUAACUCUUCUAUUAACCGUAGUAGGCCUAUUUGCUGCUUACUGGAAUUUUGUUCCGUUUUUAGCUGUAAGAACUGCUGAAGGAUUUACUGAGGGUGUGUCGUUUCCUCCAUUGCAUUCAAUGAAUGUACACUGGACCCCGCCAUUAAAUCGAAGUAAAUUUACUGCUUUAGUUUAUGCAGGUUACUAUACUUUAAUUAACAAUUACAUAUUACAAUGGUAAAUAGUUAAAAUAUAAACUUUUCAUCCAAGAUAUGUGUAAAAUAAAUGUAAUUAAAGGACACAAAUCGGUAUCAUUCUGUUGUAAUAUAGAGUUCGUAAUAAUUCACGAUUUAAAUUAUUCUCUUUCAUUCAAUUGUUGAUAAUCAAAUUUUUUUAAUAAAGCUAGUCAUUAUAUUAAAAAUUGUGAAUUUUUUACUUACAGUAUAAUCUUUUUUGAAAUUACAAUGCAUGUCACUGUUGAGAAGAAAUAUAUUCUAAAUUCUUAUCUGAGCUCUAACUUAAU